Molecule: messenger RNA, 1215 nt
Organism: Vicia villosa (hairy vetch)
Lineage: Eukaryota; Viridiplantae; Streptophyta; Magnoliopsida; Fabales; Fabaceae
Product: (+)-neomenthol dehydrogenase-like
Exons: 5
Coding region: 19-918 (299 amino acids)
Cellular component (GO): membrane
Molecular function (GO): oxidoreductase activity, acting on the CH-OH group of donors, NAD or NADP as acceptor
Source: RefSeq, a predicted model, not a curated record
UUCAAGUUCCAACCAAAGAUGGGGGAACCAACAGAAAAGUAUGCAGUGGUGACUGGAUCAAACAAAGGAAUUGGAUUUGAAAUAGUUAAGCAGUUAGCUUCAUCUGGAAUCAAAGUGGUGCUUACAGCAAGAGAUGAACAAAGAGGUCUUCAAGCUUUGGAAACACUCAAAGCAUCUGGUUUAUCUGACUUUGUUGUUUUUCAUCAACUAGAUGUUGCUGAUGCUGCAAGUAUAGCCACUCUUGCAGAUUUUAUCAAAUCACAAUUUGGAAAACUAGAUAUUCUGGUUAACAAUGCUGGGGUUGGUGGAAUUGAUAUUAAAGAUAGUAACUUAUAUAGUUCAUUAAUCAUUACGAACGGGUUGGCACUAUCUAAUGAGGAAUUGAGAAGGACAAUGACAGAAUCGUACGAGUCAGCUAAAGAAUGCUUAGAGAUAAAUUAUCGCGGUGCUAAGCGAACAUUUGAAUGUCUUCUUCCCCUACUCCAGUUAUCAGAUUCACCAAGAGUAGUCAAUGUAUCAUCAGGAUUGGGAAAGAUAGAGUAUGUAUCAAAUGAAUGGGCAAAAGGGGUUUUCAGUGAUGUUGAAAACCUUACAGAAGAGAGAAUAGAUGAAGUGUCAAAGGAGUUUAUCAAGGAUUUUGAAGAAGGGUCUUUGGAAAGAAAAGGUUGGCCUAGGUAUUUGGCUGCUUAUACUGUUGCUAAAGUUUCAAUGAAUGCUUAUACAAGAAUUAUUGCGAAAAAAUAUCCAAAUUUUUGCAUCAAUUGUGUUUGUCCUGGUUAUGUGAAGACUGAUAUAACUGCUAAUACUGGUUUCUACACUGCAAAAGAAGGUGCUGCUCAUCCUGUUAGAUUAGCAUUGCUUCCCAAUGGUAGUCCAUCUGGUCUAUACUAUACUCGAGAUAUACUCUCGGCAUUUUGACUGAUAUACACAUAGGUGUAACGAUUUUAUACAGUUAAUAAAUUGUAAUUGUGAUUUCAACUAUAAUUUGUUUUUAUUUAAUCUUUGGAACAUACAUUUGAGGAAAAUAUCAAUAAUGGUAAGAUUCCUUCUCUCUAUAACUCCACUGUUUGGAGGCAUUUUUGGAACAGUCUUUUAAGUAGGAUUCCACGAUUAUUUUUUUUUAAUUAAGAUUUCAUUAAAAAGAACCAAAGGUUUUAAGGAGAGAUUACAAAAAGAAUGGGAGCAAAAGUCUAGGGGUGGCAAACGGGCAUGCCC